Molecule: messenger RNA, 3169 nt
Organism: Haliotis rufescens (red abalone)
Lineage: Eukaryota; Metazoa; Mollusca; Gastropoda; Lepetellida; Haliotidae
Exons: 10
Coding region: 219-803 (194 amino acids)
Source: RefSeq, a predicted model, not a curated record
CCGAGACAUUUUCCCUACUCUAGAAAGCACAACAGAGAUGUGUCCCAGAGCAACGCACCCAUUGUUCCGACCCACACUGCUGGAUAUUCAUGACGCUUUAUCAAACACUUUACAUGAAACACAGUGUGGGGUUUAACUUCCUGCCUCCAUGCUAGUUAUAUGCUCCCUGGACGUCCGGGCUAAAACAUACCAGGUGUCCCAGACGGAGGUGAUCAGCUAUGCUAAGUUCUGCAGAUACCAGAUUGAUCUGCAGCGGGUUCUUGGCGCUUGCAGUUUCAGGUUUACCUGCACACGACCUCGAGAGUCACGUGACAUCUGGAAAUGGUGCUUCCGACCAGUCUGACUUCAACUACACCGUGACAUUAGGCGGUGUUGUUCUGACAGUCAUCAUUGUCCUCCUGGCGCUGUGUGUCAGAGGCCAGAAGGAGGCGACAUCUGGUGACGGGGUAAAAGAUAUCUAUGCCGUACCGAACAAACAGGCAAAGAAAAAAUCAAAACGAGAAGAAAAAGCAGAGAAGGGAGAAGGGGAGAAAACCGGGGAUGACGUGAUGCAAGCCAACGCUCUGUACACGGAGUAUAAAGAAAGUAAACAAGUAUCAAGGAAAGUUCGAAAACAAAAGAAAAAGAAACCGAAAAAGACAGGAAAAACAGAAGCUGUGUAUGAGAACGUCGACGACGGGAAUACGGGUAACAAUACAGAGAAAGUACAAGACGUGUAUGCUGUACCGAACAAAAAGGCCAAGAAACGGUCAAAACGAGCACAAGAAUGUCAGGCCCAGAUGUAUGAAAAUGUGGAGAUCUAAGAAUGCCCGGAUAUUGGAUGAUUAAUGCCGUGCAUCGUGCACCGUGCACUAAGAGCACACAGGUGGUCAUGAGAGGGAGGUGACCACAUCGUCACAAACACACCUGCAUGUUUACCUUUGUGACAUGUAAUUGCCCUCCUUCAGCAGCCGGAGACAUCCACCAUAGCACCAUACACAGCUUAUUGCUCCUUGUUCCCACACUGCGGCUACGGGGGCGGUGGGGUACCUAGUGGUUAAAGCGUUCGCUCGUCACGCCGACGACCCGGGUUCAAUUCCCGACAUGGGUACAAUGUGUCAAUAUCAAUUACUGGUGUCCCAGCCGUGAUAUUGUUGGAAUAUUGCUAAAAGCGGCGUAAAGCAAUACUCACUCACUGCGGUUACGUUAGUGAAUCUAGAUGCUUGGGUCGACAACUGUCAUAUUAGUAGUACCUUUCAAGCCUAUGUCCAGAGACUGCGUCAUGGGACCGUGAAGGUCCGGGGUAGAAUAGGUCUUCAGCAACCCAUGCUUGCCGAAAGAGGCGACUAUGCUUGUCAUAAGAGGCGACUAACGGGAUCGGGUGGUCAGGCUCGCUGACUUGGUUGAUGCAUGUCAUCGUAUCACAAUCGCAUUGGACGAUGAUCAUGAUGUCAGUCACUGGAUUGUCUGGUCCAGACUCGAUUAUUUACAGACCGCCGUCAUAUAGAUGAAAUAUUGCUGAGUGCGGCGUUAAACAACAGACAAACAAACAAACGUACGUCAUGUAUGAUGACAUAUGACCUCUUGGAUUGUAGUGUCACUCUGCCUGCCUGACUUGUCAAUUACUGUCAUUAUCAGAAGACAAGGUAGCAAUGCAUGAUUGUCUGUUUGGAUAUAGCCUUACAUAGCAUUUUGCCUGUAUUGCACGUUAGCCUUGUAUGGUUCUCUGUCAAUAAGAAGCAUAAUCCCUUGAUGAUUGUUUGCUAAUCACUCCGUCAUCAUGCUGUGCGUAGCAGUGACUGCCUGUCACGACACUGUAGGUAGGCGUGACUUCCUGUCAAGACACUAUAGGUAGGCGUGACUGCCUGUCAAGAUAAUGUAGGUAGGCGUGACUGCCUGUCAAGACACUGUAGGUAGGCUUGACUGCCUGUCAAGACACUGUAGGUAGGCGUGACUUCCUGUCAAGACACUAUAGGUAGGCGUGACUGCCUGUCAAGAUAAUGUAGGUAGGCGUGACUGCCUGUCAAGACAUUGUAGGUGGGCUUGGCUGCCUGUCAAGACACUGUAGGUAGGCGUGACUUCCUGUCAAGACACUGUAGGUAGGCGUGACUGCCUGUCAAGACAUUGUAGGUAGCCGUGACUGCCUGUCAAGACACUGUAGGUGGGCUUGGCUGCCUGUCACGACACUGUAGGUAGGCGUGACUUCCUGUCAAGACACUGUAGGUAGGCGUAACUGCAUGUCAAAACACUGUAGGUAGGCGUGACUGCCUGUCAAGACAUUGUAGGUAUUCGUGACGUUCUGUCAAGACGGUGUGGGUAGGCGUGACUGCCUGUCAAGACAUUGUAGGUAGUCGUGACUGCCUGUCAAGACACUGUAGGUAGGCGUGACUUCCUGUCAAGACAUUGUAGGUAGGCGUGACUGCCUGUCAAGACAUUGUAGGUAGCCGUGACUGCCUGUCAAGACACUGUAGGUAGGCGUGACUUCCUGUCAAGACACUGUAGGUGGGCUUGGCUGCCUGUCACGACACUGUAGGUAGCCGUGACUGCAUGUCAAGUCACUGUAGGUAGGCGUGACUGUCUGUUACAUAUGUGUGAUUCUCUGUAGUCUUUUAUGACUGUCUACAAUGAAGGCAUGGUGUUGUAUAGAUAGUGUAAUCUAUAAAUAUGACGACAUCACUGUUUCAUGUAUGUCUCUCCAUUAGUCAGACACCCCACUUGUCAGUUAGCAUAUAAUCACUUUCUGAAAAUAAGGGUAAUAUCGGAAUAACCCAGGUGAAUCCGUUGAAACAGGUCAAACCUCUAGUUUCUUCUAUGCAGUUACAGAGGUACCAUCCCAAGCGGUAUUAAAGACGUAUUUUGUAAUGUUCAGCGCAGACUUUGGCCAUCUCAACUGUAUUGGCGUGGACAUUUAUUAUUUCUUUACUCCUUGUCUCAUUAUUCUCAUUGAUAUAUCUGUUUGAAUGUGUUAAUCAGGAUUAGAAUAUAUUUUAGAAAUGGCAGUUAUUUUUAAGUAUAACAUUGAGUUAUUUUAACAUAAUAUGGGAAAAUUAAUGAACUGCUAUACGAGAUGAAUAGCACGAUGUGUUAAUUGCGUUUCCCUACUGCAAUUUGGACUGAUCCAUUGUAACAUUGUAACAAUAGUCACUCAUAAAACCAACUACAUAUCACUCACCCACUCACACAUUAAACC